AUGUGGCGAGCUGGGGCCCAAGGCAGUAGUUGGUGGAGGAUGCAGAGCAGAGCGGGUGCAGGUGGGACGGUGUGGGCUAUUAUAUGUCGCAGGUUCUACACAUACACAGACAUGUGCAUCUACCAUGUACACACACACGGAGGGGUCAGGCGUUCGAGUCAGGCAAAGCAAUUUGCAGCGUCGCGGGCGAAGAUCAGAGGGCGGUCUGGCCAUGGGGAAGACGGAAGGCUUGUUCCAUAUAUCUGGCCGUGUGAGAGUUUGUUCCCUUAUUGCGCCUUCGCUCCGGACCGCGCUGAAAACGCCUGGGCUGGCCUUGGGCGCAGUGGGCAGUGUGUGAUUUGCGUUUGGGGGCACGAGUCGGUGAGCGACCGCUCUUUGCAAGGCGAGGCCUGUCAUUGGCGGAACCGCGGCCGCGCAGACCGCUCAGACCGCCCCUUUGCAAACACUGCCCAAUUCCGGCUACUGCUACCGUCCGCCCCGUUCUCUCCCGGCUGCCUACCACUACUCCGUACCCUACACUCCAACACACAGACACACACACACUCGCAUACAUGCACAUGCAAACCCGCCCGCCCGCCAGCCGAGGGUGCCACCCCUCUACGCCCUGUGACGCCAGAAGAAAAAAAUUUAAGAGAAAAAAAAGAAGACCAGGGGGAAACCUCCCUAAUUCACCGCGCCAGUGCGGACACAUGGGCAUGGGGGCGAGGGGGGUGGCGGUGGGGGGUGGUAUGGCCCCGCGAGUAUUGGUUUUUGCCGCAUACAGUAAGGGGUCAGACAGAGGAUCAUCUCGGGGAUCAUGGCAGAAGCAGAAGGGAGACCCUUUUUGCCCUAUGCCCUCGUAUACUACUGACUCUCCCCCACGCCUACGCCGCUGUCUUCACCCGCCGGCUUGUGUGGCAUGGGCAAAAAAGGAAGCACAAGCGCACGCCCCCGGCUGUCUGUCCGCUUCUCCGCCCUAGAGCGAGGGCACAGAAGCCAAUGAAUUCUAAUCCGUCCUAUGCAUAUGCCACCUCGUCCCGCUCGCCUGGUGACUCAGAUGGCUGCUGGCUUCGGGAGGUGACUCGGCUGGUUGUGCCAGCUGCUAGUGUAUCGUAG
Bipolaris zeicola 26-R-13 is the source of this 1095-nucleotide messenger RNA. RefSeq lists its product as uncharacterized. Bases 1 to 1095 code for a protein of 364 amino acids. The record is from RefSeq and is a predicted model, not a curated record. The transcript is spliced from 3 exons. Lineage: Eukaryota; Fungi; Ascomycota; Dothideomycetes; Pleosporales; Pleosporaceae.